AUGCUCGAGCUACAGCUCCCUCGCCCAAUGCCUCACGCUCUGCCCCGGGAGCCUCCCUUCGACUUCUACGCCUCCUCCUCCCGCUCCAUGUCCAAGCUGGACUCCACCAUGCAGCUCCCAAUGCCUCGCAUGGCCACCGGUCACGAUCACGUCCAGAGAGCGCCCCUCACACCCCCCAGACCUUCCAGGCUCGGACAGGUGCUGGCCAUCAGUAUGGUUACCAACUACCCGCCAUCGGAAACUCGAGGUCUGUGGCUGCUCCACGAAGCCCCAGUCCGCAACGCCAGGCCCAGCAGCCGCCACAAGAACGUCACCCACACACCACGCAAGAAGUGGUCUAUUUCGCCCAACUUGCGGAUACCCCCAACCAUCAGCACUCCGCAAGAGGGCUUGCCUCAACUCGCAGACGAGCCCCUCGUGCCCGAUGCACACCCCACGAUCGGUUUCAAGAAAUGGGUAGCCACCAUCCUCACAACCACGCAGGUCGCCCAGAACGGCAAGCCUGGUAGCGAAUAUCGACUAUUGACCGUAGCGCUCAUGCUUGGCAACAAGUUUUUGGACGACAACACCUACACUAACAAGACGUGGGCAGAGGUCUCGGGCAUCUCGGUGCAAGAGGUGCACAUCAUGGAAGUCGAGUUCUUGAGCAACAUGAGAUACAGCCUGUUCACAUCGAAGGAGAGGUGGGAAGAGUGGCACACUGUCUUGGGCAAGUUUGGAACCUUCUUCGACAAGGCUUCGCGCAUUCCAGCUUCAGGCACCAUCAGCCCUGUCGGCCCCCCGACUCCUUCUCUAGCUGUGCCGCACAACUUCGUCCCGUCACCACCAACCGCCCAACAAACAUCACCUCCGACCGCAAUGAUGUACUCACCGAACCAUGCUGCGUUUUCCAACACACCUCUGUUGCAGCCUCAGGCGACAUCAACCACAGUGUCUCCAAUUGGCUCCCUGCCUGAACUUGGUCCAAUCGUGCGCAAACGCAGCGCUGACUACGGCGCUGAGCAAUCGUUCAAACGCCAAGCUCACGGCUUUGCCCCUGGCCCUUAUGGCAAUGCUCCUCCCAUUCCAACGCUGCAAACACCAGUGAACAGGUCUUUCGAGGUUCCACCUUCAGUCAAUCGUCUGCCACCACUGCCCAGCUUGUCGAUCCCUGCACCACAGCCAAUGCAGCCUGCACAGGGAAAGAAUUGGUCAGAACUGCCACUCCCCGGACCCGGUGCCCGUUCGAUGGCUAUGGUGUACCCUCCCCCUGUUCAAUGGCAACAACCUAUUGGCACUCCAACAUCCAUGCCUGCGCCUCCGUUCUCCAACAACUACACUCCCACUUCUUCGUCCCGCCAGAUGAGCCCGUAUCCGCCUUCUGCUGGUUCCUCUCCGUAUCAACCCCUGGGUCGCCCCAACACUGAGCGCCGCGCAGGCCUCCUGCCGUACAUGGACCGCAAUGCGUGGCCCGAGACGAAUCAGUUCAACCAGCUGCCCAUCCCCCAACAACCCAUCUUUCGGUGA
Parastagonospora nodorum SN15 is the source of this 1506-nucleotide messenger RNA. RefSeq lists its product as hypothetical. The record is from RefSeq and is a predicted model, not a curated record. Gene Ontology annotation, cellular component: cyclin-dependent protein kinase holoenzyme complex; nucleus. Gene Ontology annotation, molecular function: protein kinase binding; cyclin-dependent protein serine/threonine kinase regulator activity. Gene Ontology annotation, biological process: regulation of cyclin-dependent protein serine/threonine kinase activity. NCBI's taxonomy places the organism in Eukaryota, Fungi, Ascomycota, Dothideomycetes, Pleosporales, Phaeosphaeriaceae. Bases 1 to 1506 code for a protein of 501 amino acids. The transcript is spliced from 5 exons.